AUGGGUAUCCCUCUGCCUGCAUUCAUGGCAAACAUUGCCUUCUGCCACGUCAUCCCAUACGCGACCUUGCUAGGAACCUCUCUUUUCCAAACAUUUGUCAAUACUAAGAGCUGCCACAGCGAACUUCCCAGGUCCGCCUUUACGACAUUGCAGAAACGUCUCUUCCCCGUUUACUUUCGUUGCCAGGCGGUUCUCUUGGUUUUGACCGCCAUCACAUUCCCUCCAUACGGCCCAUCAUCCCUACUCCUGGAGAAGCGCGACUGGGCCCCACUCGCAAUCGUUGGUCUCACAACCGUUGCCAACCUCUUCAUCUAUGGGCCGAAGACAAGACAGGCCAUGAUUGACCGGGUUCACCAAGAAACGCGUGAUGCAAAGCGGCCUGAUGCUGUUGACGAGCCAAGCCCGGACAUGAACGCUGUCAAGAGACUUUUUUCGUUCAGCCACGCCAUGAGUAUCCACCUCAAUAUCAUUGGCAUUUUCGGUAUGGUGUGGUACGGGGGAAGGUUGGCAUCUAAGCUGAACAUUGAGACGGACUGA
This is a messenger RNA of Colletotrichum graminicola M1.001, 537 nucleotides long. RefSeq lists its product as uncharacterized. The record is from RefSeq and is a predicted model, not a curated record. NCBI's taxonomy places the organism in Eukaryota, Fungi, Ascomycota, Sordariomycetes, Glomerellales, Glomerellaceae. Bases 1 to 537 code for a protein of 178 amino acids. The transcript has 2 exons.